AUGGUCGCGAUCAGAUUUCUUCUCGCUCUGCUACCGCUGGCGGUUGCGAUGCCAUCACAAUUCGAAUCGUCUUCCCUUGUCAAACGACACUGCGACCAACCAAAGAACUGCGGCGCUUUAGUCCAAGGCACGGCAUGUGACUUCUGCUGCGCUGCCAACGUCAAGCCGGACGGAAUGCACUGCAAGUCGCGCAACACUGGUUGCGCCAAUGGUGGAACCACAUUCAACUGCGACGCCGAUUGA
This is a messenger RNA of Colletotrichum gloeosporioides, 243 nucleotides long. RefSeq lists its product as uncharacterized. Bases 1 to 243 code for a protein of 80 amino acids. The record is from RefSeq and is a predicted model, not a curated record. The transcript has a single exon. NCBI's taxonomy places the organism in Eukaryota, Fungi, Ascomycota, Sordariomycetes, Glomerellales, Glomerellaceae.